UUUUUCUUCUCGAACCCAUAUUUCUCGAAAACUCAUCAGCCAUUACCGAUAUUCAUCUCCUUCAAACCAAACGAUCAUCUCUACUUCCUACAUCUCAAUUUCAGCUGCCUUUUUGCCCUCAUUUUCUCCAUUUAUUUUGUUCCUUUUAGUCAAAAUUUCGAACCCAGAAUAAUUCGAAUGGCGUCCAGAACUGUUGCCAAAGAUAUAAUCACUCUUCGAGGAUCAGCGGCGAUCGUGAGCGAGUUCUUCGGAUAUGCAGCGAAUAGCAUUCUGUACAAUCGAGGAGUUUACCCCGAAGAAAGUUUUGCCAAAGUGAAGAAAUAUGGACUUCCAAUGUUGCUUACUCAAGAUGAAGGUGUUAAAUCCUUCAUUACCAAUCUAACAGCUCAGCUUUCUGAGUGGCUGGAAUCCGGGAAAUUACAGAGGGUUGUAAUGGUUAUCAUGAGCAAGGCAACCAAUGAGGUUUUGGAGAGGUGGAAUUUCAGCAUCGAGACUGAUAGUGAAGUUGUUGAGAAAAGUGUGUCGAGGGAGAAGAGUGACAGAGAAAUCAUGAGAGAAAUCCAGGCGAUUAUGAGACAGGUUGCUUCGAGUAUUACUUACUUGCCAUGCCUUGAUGAACCUUGUGUGUUCGAUGUUUUGGCGUACACCGAUAAGGAUGUUGCAGUACCGUUCACUUGGAUAGAGAGUGACCCGAAGUUGAUUGCAAAUCCACAAAUGGUUAAGUUGCAUUCAUUUGAUACCAAGAUACACAAGGUUGAUACUCUUGUUUCGUACAAGAAUGAUGAAUGGGACGAGCAGUAGACCGGACAGAACCUUUCUUUUUACUGCAAUAUUUAUGUGAAUCUUUCUUCACAUAUAUUUUCAAUGGAUUGCUGCGAAAGAUGAA
Messenger RNA from Hibiscus syriacus, 886 nucleotides. RefSeq names its product mitotic spindle checkpoint protein MAD2-like. Gene Ontology annotation, biological process: mitotic spindle assembly checkpoint signaling. Bases 178 to 801 code for a protein of 207 amino acids. The transcript has 7 exons. Gene Ontology annotation, cellular component: cytoplasm; nucleoplasm; kinetochore. The record is from RefSeq and is a predicted model, not a curated record. Lineage: Eukaryota; Viridiplantae; Streptophyta; Magnoliopsida; Malvales; Malvaceae.